Molecule: messenger RNA, 750 nt
Organism: Acanthoscelides obtectus
Lineage: Eukaryota; Metazoa; Arthropoda; Insecta; Coleoptera; Chrysomelidae
Source: the annotation of a GenBank genome assembly
AUGGCAAGUUUGGGAACCAUUAGAAGCAACAGACUCAGAGGAUGUCCCUUGCUAAGUGACAAAGAACUUCUACGGAAGGGGAGAGGUAGCUUUGAUUACAGAGUAGACAAUUCCGUGGGACUAGCGGUGAUAAAAUGGGCAGACACUAAAUGUGUGACUCUGGCGAGUUCGUACAUUUCGCACAGUCCAGUGUUUGAAGUUAGCCCAUUUAGUAAAGAACGAAAGAAAAAGGUAAACGUUCAGUGCCCUCAAAUAGUCAAACAGUACAACAUUCAUAUGGGAGGCGUAGACUUAUCUGAUAUGCUGGUUUCACUGUACAAGACUCCCUUCAAAUCAAAGCGAUGGUAUCUCGCUAUGUUUAGUCAGAUGAUUGCUAUAGCUGUCAAUAGUGCCUGGCUAUUGUAUCGGAGAGAUCUAGCCUCACAAGGCAAAAAAUAUAAUAAGCUCAAAGACUUCAGAAUAAACAUCGCAAAGUCUUUGAUUCAAUCUCGUAACGUACACAGAAAAAGAACCUCUGCUGCAGCAAACUUGCUCCCUCAAAACAAAAUAAAAGUUCCCGUCGCUCCACGGCCUACUGAAGAUGUCCGGUUUGACAUAGUUGGACACUUUGCAGUUUUCACUGAAAAAGGCCGCUGUAGGCUUUGCACAAAUGGACAAACAACAAUUUUAUGUCAAAAAUGUAAUUUGCGCUUAUGCAUCGUAUCAGGAGCUAAUCAGAGAAACUGCUUCACAAGUUACCAUUCCAAGUAA